AUGCGAAGCCGCGUAGCUCUGCCGUUCCCGACGUCGAUUGCACCGUCACCCGCUGCCUCUGCGUUCCAUCACACUUUCCUGUCUGCACUCGACACCGAGUCCCGCAUUCUCCAAGACGUGCUGUCGCUCCGCCCGCUUUCGUCGGCCCUUCAAUACACUCCAGGACGACCCGUGACCGUACGCUCCACAGAGUUCUUCAGUGAGUUGACCCAAGACAGCCCCGACCAUCCGUGGAAACCAUCACAUCGCGCAGUGGUGCACCUCGUCGACAUUCUCCUCACGUGCAUGGACCGCAUUAACCAACAACAGCAGAAAACAGCAUCGCACAACUUGUCUGAAUCACUGCACAGCGCGGCAGAAGCUGCGGGGUACGCCAUGGCACACACGAUGAUUUUGUCGCACGUGCAUACGCUCUGCCACCACGACGAUGGCCCCGUCGACGCCGCCACAAUCCUCCUCACAAGUGUUCUCGCAUCUUCCAUGGAGUACGGCCACAUGCACCCUCUUCACGUCCACCCCCUCGUUCCAUCGAACGGUGCCGUCGUCUUUUCCUCAACGUCGUCGUGGCCGUGCUCCAUUUGCCAUCGCGUGGCCCUGGUCAAGACGGACGUCGUCUACCGAUGUGCUGGCUGCGAUGUCAAUUUGUGCAAGGAGUGCUUCACGCGCAUUCCCGUUGCCUCGUUGUCGUCCGGUACAGUACCUUGCAUUCCCCGGCGCACUCAUGGCAUCACAUCCGCGACGAUCACCUCACCGCGGCGCCUGCUUGAUGGCCUCUGGACCCAUGCACUGGACUCGCUGUGUGCCGCCAACAUGUCUGUCGUCGCGCUCGACAUUGCGCGGACCCUUCGUAACCGCGUUCUGGAACUCCCAUUGACGGCGGGUGGCCCGCUCGUUCCGUUGCUGACCUUGCUGCAUGACAUGGUGUCAUCCUCGUCAAGUUUUUGCGCGGCGCUGGUGCACUCGUCGCAGUGGCUUCCGGUCGUGAUCACGGGCAAGUCCAUCGAGAUGGCGUCGUUUCUCGGUCCGUUCUUCCGACACACGAGCUUCCCCGACGAAAUCGUCCCUGGGGACUGCCUAUGCGGUCCGACCGCCGACAAAUCCACCGUGCGCACAACCCUCGAUUCCGUGCAAGGGAUGCAAACCGCAGUUGUCCGCGCGUUUUGCAGCCACGGCGGUGCCAUCGCACAAGCCAUGAUGUGCUGGGUCACGUGCAGCAUUGAUGCGAACAGCGUCCGUCGCCGGCUCGGGCACUCCCCAGUCGAAUGCGCAUCCGACGGAUUCCUCUUGAAUGUCGCGGCGAUGGCGCUGCAGGUUACGACGGCGUACGUAGACGACGUGACCCAAAUUGACGUAACGUGGCACACGACUCGACCGGGGCGCCUAUCCUUGGCGAACUUGACACAAAUCUUACCAAACCACGUGGUCGAGUUGGAGUCGCACACCCUACCUCCCUCCGCCGACGAGGGCUCGCGGGCGCCGCUGUUUUACCCGCAGUACGACGGGCAUGCCGGCGUAGUAUGCGACCACUGCCAAGACAAGGACUUUGUCGGUGUUCGGUACAAAUGCAUCCACUGCGACGACUUUGACUUGUGCGCGUCGUGCUAUGAUCACCGAAGGCAAAUCCAUGGACCACAGCACGGGUCGCAUCCCUCCCACUCGACCCACCACUAUAUCCCGCCCCCGCUGGACCACCCCCCGACGCACGUGUUUCUUCGAUUGAACAUUCCGCUGCCGCAAGUGACCACUUGGCCAUUUCGAAAACAACCGAUCGUGGCUGUCGAGCCAAACCUGUCGUCCACGUGGUGCCCAACGUGCGCCGGUGAAUGCACGGGCGUCCUCCAGUGCAGCGAGUGCGACCAGCAGGCGUGUUUGGCGUGCGUCCAAGCCGAAGAAGCCGAUGCCAAUGGGAAUCCGCACCGGUUGCACGCCCCAGGUCACCAUUACCUGGACACAUCCACGAUUUCGUUUUCCACACCCAGUACGAUUCGGCUACCGCAAAGCAUGUACCCGCCGCAGUUUUUGCCGCCACGCGCUGACCAACCCGACAUGUGGUGGUACGUCGCGAUGAAGAGUCUGCAUGUGGGGCCGGUGCUGUCGCUGAUGCGGUAUGUGUCGGUGCACCGCGAGUGCAUGCAGUUGAAAGCCCUAUGCAACGUGGAAACGCGAACGAGGCAGCAAAGCCAAGGCAGCGGCGGAGGCGGAGGCCGCCGGUCCACUCGGUCGACGCACCACCACCACCAUGCCCUCACCAUGAACGCCACGCGCGUCGACGAACUGCUCAAGACGAAGAGUGCGAUGGAAGUGCAGCUGUUUGCGCCGGCAUUUCUCCGCCUCUUGUUUGGCCACUACACCCGCACAGCGCAGUGGCUGCUGCAUUUGAUGCGUUAUUCAACUGAACGCACCGAUGACGUCAAAGGGGACGGCGCCGUUUCCCUGGCGUACGCUUUGGUUCCGGAAGCCGUUCUAUGCAACCUCGCGGACGUCCUGUAUGUCGCAGGCGUCCACCCGUGCGACGGCGUCGACUGGUCCCCUGCCGCCGUCGAGCCGCUCGUGACGUUGCUUUUCACGCUCGUCGGGUCGCGGCAUUUGACGAACUCGCCCCAUGUCCGUGUGCAACUGAUCCGAGCGCUGAUGUCCCUUGCUCCAGUAAAAGUCUCGACUCGAAAUGCGUUGGUGCUGUACGACGUGCUGGCCAUCCGUCCGACAUUGCGCCGAUCGGCCGUGAACAAUCUGCUCCGGUUUCACAACGACUUGGACCAGUACAGCAACAACACGGGCGGCGACACGUCGUGGGGUCUGCUGCCGGCGCGGUUGUCGACGCUGUUGUUGCUUCGGUGGCUGUGGAAUGCCCCGUUUGUGGCGCAGGAAGCGGAACGGUGGUCGGCCAACGACCACGGGAUGGGUCUCCUCUUUAGCGGUGCACUGCACGACAUCACUCGUCUACUGGACGAAGCCACGUCAAAAGUGCUUGCGAUGCGGCGGCUGCAGGAGCUGCAGGACAGCCCGACGUCGACGACUGGCGCGUACUUUCAACCGGCCAUGAUGCAGUCGUACAUGGCGCUGCAUUUUAACAAGGCGCGCACGACGUUUCGAGUUCUCAUCGAGUGCCUGGAGCUCCUGGCGUGGAUCGUAGCCGUGCCGCCGCUUCGCGCUGUGCUGUGCCGCCGGUCGCUUGUGGACCAGACCGCCUCCACGCUGUCGUUCGUCGUGGCGACCCUCGAGACACACCUGCAUCCUUCCAAGUGGGGCUUCUCGGCCGAAAUCUACCAGGACGGCAUGCUCGCGCUGGCCGAGGCGCUCUUGGUUGUCGUCCGAUGCGCGGGACUCCAUCACUCGUGCCCCGAAGCAUCAGCGUGGAAGCUCUCCAACUACGCGGGAAUCCUGAUGGAAGAAAAGAUUGGUGACCUCGAUGUGCACCAGCGGUGGAAGUUGAGCUCGUGUUUGUUUCGACUGGAAAAGGAUGUUGCCAUGUCGCGCGGGACGCCUUCGCCGAACAUCCCGCCACCGCCGCUCGACGAACGACAGAAUGAAGUCGAAGCUGACAACGAACCAGAUGAAGAGUCGGCCCUCGCGGCACUCGAGGCCAAGGCGUGCGAGUCCCGGGCCGUGGAAGACAUGACCAGAUUCGAGCGACAGCUCGCAUCUCGAUUUGUGUCUGCGCUUGCCGCCGAUGGCCGGUUUGAGUCCGUGCGAUUUCGACGAGCUGCUGUGUUGUUGCGGUCGGAUCCGUCGCUCACUAGUGCGUGGCGCGAGAAGUUCCUCCAAGUUGUGGACCACACCGAGCAAGUCAUGGCGCUGCACGAGCAAAUGGACGAGCGCCUCGGCCCCGUCCCUGACGAGUACCUGGAUCCGAUUCUCAACACGCUGAUGUUGCAUCCGGUGCAGUUGCCAUCGGGGCACAUCGUAGACCGGUCCAUGAUCGAGAGGCACCUCUUGUCGGCGAGCGUGAACCCAUUUAGCCGCGAGCCCUUGACCGUGGAGAUGCUACGGCCAUGUCCGGAACUUCAACACACGAUUGCACGGUUUGUGCAGUCCAAGUUGCGGCAGGACGAUGCUGUGGUGGACCCAGAAGCGUGGGGCCUCGGGUGGGAGUGUCUUUUUGAAGGCGGCAGCUUACCGGGCGACCCAUGA
Messenger RNA from Aphanomyces invadans, 4131 nucleotides. RefSeq lists its product as hypothetical. The record is from RefSeq and is a predicted model, not a curated record. Gene Ontology annotation, molecular function: ubiquitin-ubiquitin ligase activity; zinc ion binding. The transcript has a single exon. Gene Ontology annotation, biological process: protein polyubiquitination. The coding region runs from base 1 to 4131 and encodes 1376 amino acids. Lineage: Eukaryota; Oomycota; Saprolegniomycetes; Saprolegniales; Verrucalvaceae. Gene Ontology annotation, cellular component: ubiquitin ligase complex; cytoplasm; nucleus.